CAAAGUCCCGACAUCUUGUGCACCACAUGACCUCGUUGCCGUGUCCCGUGACCAGCUCACGUGAAUUUCGACAAAUUCAAACGUUUUUUAACUAAAAAAUAAUGGACAUUCUUGACAGUCAUCUUGAUCCACAAGACGUCAGUGGUAAUUCAAAAGAUGAUAAUGAAACAAGUAUUGUUAUUGAAGAAGCUGAAAUAGUUGAUUGUGAUUAUGAAGCAUUUGAUCCUCUAGCAGGAGACGGAGUACCUGAUGAUGGAUUACGUUAUCAGGAAGCUCUAGCUUAUCGGGUUGUACAAGUUAAUGGUAAUACUGUUAGCAAUGAAAUUGAAUUACCAGUACAACAGCAUGGAAACAAUGCUGUCCAAGUAUUAACAUCACCUAUUAAUGGACAAUUUUAUAUUGUCGGUGGUACUAAUGAGGUAUUUACAACUUCCCAAACUUCAAGAUCCCUUGCUCCACGUACUACGACACUACAAAUUGAAACACCCAGAAAUAAUAAUAAUCCUGGACUAAAAAAGCGUGAUGAUAAAAGAAGAGCAACACACAAUGAAGUUGAACGACGACGUAGAGAUAAAAUAAAUAAUUGGAUCGCAAAACUUGGUAAAAUAAUACCUGAGUGUAGUAAUAAUUCAGGUAAUAGUAACGGUAAUGGAAGUAGCAGUGAAGGAAAAACAAAUUACGAAACCCAGAGUAAAGGUGGAAUAUUGGCAAAAGCAUGUGAAUAUAUUGGUGAAUUACGUGCUGCAAAUCAAGGCCUAGGACAAUGUCUACGUGACAAUGAAAAAUUACGUCAAGAAGUUACGGCACUAAAACAGCUUGUACAAAAAUUACAACGUGAAAAUGAACAAUUACGCAGAGUUAAUGUUGUAGUAACAAAUACUAAUUGAAUUAACACCUAUUUAAAUAGUUAUCAGUUAAUCGCUAAUACAUUUCUAUUAUUAAUAUUUUUUUUUGUUUUUUUUGUUUUUUUUUUUUUUAUUACUAUUAUUUGCCAGUUCUCUCUUGGAAUAUAUCUCUCUAUCUUUUUAUUACUGUUUAUAAUCAGAGUAUGAUUUUAAUUGUAAAUGUAAAUAUUAAUAUUUAGUCGCCAUUAUACCGUUUGUUAUCGAUGAUUAUUAAGAUAAUUCGUUUUUUUUUUCUUGUUAAUGAAUUAAAUUUAUAAAUUAUUAGAUAUAUAAUUGUACAUGGGUAAUAGAAUUUAAUGAUAUUAAAGAAAAAAAAAAGUGGCAAUUUGAUAAUUUGUUAUCGUAGCUUAUGCAUUAUUGUUGGUCAAUUAAAUAAAUUUAAAUAUAUAAAUAAUAUAAUUAUUAUUUCGAUGUAAUCUCAGACUAAAAUAAGGCAUGGCUGUGAUUUAUAAAUGCCAAGAUAAAUGACUAUCGCGAAAUUAUAUUUUUUGAAAAUAAAGUAAUUGUUUUGUUAGAUAAUUUAAUAUAUUUAUCUUAUUUUUAUUGAUAAAAUUAAACUAAAACAUUAAAAUAAUUAAAUGCUUGCGAAAAAAUUUACCAAUAGUUAUUUAAUGAAAUAAUAAUAAUAAUUAGCAAUAAUAUAAAUUUUAUCUAUCCCAUGUACAAUUUAAAAUAAAUAAAAUGAAAGACAAAGUAAUUAAUAAUUAAGCUUAAAAAAAUUUUCCAGUUAUGUAGAAAUGUAAUAUAUCGUUAAUGU
Microplitis demolitor is the source of this 1662-nucleotide messenger RNA. RefSeq names its product upstream stimulatory factor 1. NCBI's taxonomy places the organism in Eukaryota, Metazoa, Arthropoda, Insecta, Hymenoptera, Braconidae. The coding region runs from base 102 to 887 and encodes 261 amino acids. The record is from RefSeq and is a predicted model, not a curated record. Gene Ontology annotation, biological process: regulation of transcription by RNA polymerase II. Gene Ontology annotation, molecular function: DNA-binding transcription factor activity, RNA polymerase II-specific; protein dimerization activity; RNA polymerase II cis-regulatory region sequence-specific DNA binding. The transcript is spliced from 5 exons.